AUGGACAAUCGAGCGUCGCCAACCCCGCCCACCGCUCGCCCCAGGAAUUCCGCCUCGUCCAUCGCAUCCUCGUCCAACACAACGUCACAUGCCGCGCCUGCCUCGCAACAGUCUGCCGGCAUGCCUUCAAAUUCACGGGCCGGGCGCGGGAGCACGCCGACGGCCAGCCGGUCUGCCUCCAAACUCAUCGACCAGGACAAGCCGACGCGGGCAGCAAGCAAAGACAGCCUCAAGCAGAAGAUGCUGACCAAGAAGGACGAGCCGCCACAGCUGGGCCGCGCAGAUGAACAGCUCAAGGCGCUCAAGUCGGAGUUUGACAGCCUUCGCACGCAUCUCACAUGCAAGAUCUGUGACCGCUUACUCUACCAACCGUACACCAUAUCCUGCGGGCACACCUACUGCUAUACAUGUCUCUGCACGUGGUUCGUCGCCAACAAGGCCCGCAAGACAUGCCCCGACUGCCGCAUCGUCGUAAAGGACCUGCCCGCCCCCGCCUAUGUGAUACGAGACAUGACGAGCGUCUUCAUCGCGCGAGCCGAACUACUACCUACGGGCGAGAGCAUAGAAGACCACAAGAAGUGGCAGAAAGACGAGGCAGAUGCUGUGCAGCUGGACAAGGAUAACGCAGACCCCCGCGCUGGCGGUCUCUUCAAAGGCUGCUUCAGGCUUCCGCCUCACCAAAACCGCCUGUCACUGCAAAUCGUGCGCGAUCAAGAAGAUGGAGUUGACCGAUGUCCGCUGUGUACCUGGGAGCUGGAAGACGGCGGAUGCACCCAUUGCGGACUGAUAUUCGACGAGACAGGCGAAGUCUCAUGGGGCAACAGCUUCACCGGCUUCAGUGACAUGGACGAGAUGUCAGAGCACGACCAAGACGACCUCGACGCCGAAAUGGACAUGGAGGACCCCGACUACGACGGCUACGGAGACGGCAUGGAAGACUGGGGCGCAUACCCCCCAGACCAAGGCUCGUUCAUGAUGCGACGCUUCUUGGACGCUGGCAUGGCACCCAAUGCAGCGGCAUUCGCAAGACGACGACCGAUCACGCACAGCGAAGCCGGCAGCCGACGCUCCUACUCACAGAGCAUAGUCUCAGACAUGUACGGCGACGAGAUGGAUACGGUCGAGGAGGAAGACGAAGAUGGUCUGGACGAGGACUCUUCGAUGAACGACUUUAUCGAUGACGAGGCCGUACCUGCAUCGAGUGCACCCAGCGCCGCAUCGUCUACUCCUGGCCCCGCUGCCCAGCCUUCGGGCAACAGAGCGCGUGCCCGAGCACGUCGCAUCGUCGAAUCUGAGUCAUCAUCAAACCGCUCAAGCACCGUCGAGGAGGAAGACGAAGAUGAGGAAGACGAGGGGCCCGUUCGUAGAGGCAUGAGGAGUCCUGCUCAAACCCGUGUUUUACAUCGGGCAAACGGGUCGAGAUCCUCCCGUGAGACAGCGUCAACAACAUCCACCGACGUCUCCACUGAGGAGCUCGACGAAGAUACACAAGCACUGUUGCGAGAGGAGGGAUGGGAGCUACAACGCGACUACGACGACGAGAUGGGAGAAGAGGAUGAAGAUGACAGUGAUGGAGGAAGGACGACCGUUGGAUCGUCCUCGGCCUAG
This is a messenger RNA of Alternaria novae-zelandiae, 1608 nucleotides long. RefSeq lists its product as uncharacterized. Bases 1 to 1608 code for a protein of 535 amino acids. NCBI's taxonomy places the organism in Eukaryota, Fungi, Ascomycota, Dothideomycetes, Pleosporales, Pleosporaceae. Gene Ontology annotation, biological process: proteasome-mediated ubiquitin-dependent protein catabolic process. Gene Ontology annotation, molecular function: metal ion binding; ubiquitin protein ligase activity. Gene Ontology annotation, cellular component: nucleus. The transcript has 5 exons. The record is from RefSeq and is a predicted model, not a curated record.